GCAAGUUGCGGAGUGUUGUUACGUGGAGCGCGGGUUUAAUUUGAAAACAUAAAAUGGCGGAGAGUGAGUCUCGAAAUCUAACAGAAAGUGUGAAGACCAGUGGUGACAUUAUGACGUUACCAAACAAGGAUAUCUACACUGGCACCAAAAGAGCCGGCUCCAGGAGUGCCAGCCCGGAACGCCCCCAUAAGUCUCCACGCACCACACAAUCUGAGUCCUGCGCCCCUAACCCCGAAACCAGGGAGGAGCAAUCUGAGAACCGGGAGGGAAUUCAGGUGGAAGACGCACACCAGGAGGGAAUUCACGUGAAGGAGGCACACCAGGAGGGAGUGCGUUUGGCGGAGGCACUCCAGGACGGAAUGCAGCUGGAGGGGGCACACCAGGAGGGAGUGCAGGUGAAGGAGGCACACCAGGAGGGAGUGCAGGUGAAGGAGGCGCACCAGGAGGGAAUGCAGCUGGAGGGGGCACACCAGGAGGGAGUGCGUUUGGCGGAGGCACUCCAGGACGGAAUGCAGCUGGAGGGGGCACACCAGGAGGGAGUGCAGGUGAAGGAGGCACACCAGGAGGGAGUGCAGGUGAAGGAGGCACACCAGGAGGGAGUGCAGGUGAAGGAGGCACACCAGGAGGGAGUGCAGGUGAAGGAGGCGCACCAGGAGGGAAUGCAGCUGGAGGGGGCACACCAGGAGGGAGUGCAGGUGAAGGAGGCACACCAGGAGGGAGUGCAGGUGAAGGAGGCACACCAGGAGGGAGUGCAGGUGAAGGAGGCGCACCAGGAGGGAAUGCAGCUGGAGGGGGCACACCAGGAGGGAGUGCAGGUGAAGGAGGCACACCAGGAGGGAGUGCAGGUGAAGGAGGCGCACCAGGAGGGAAUGCAGCUGGAGGGGGCACACCAGGAGGGAGUGCAGGUGAAGGAGGCGCACCAGGAGGGAAUGCAGGUGCAGGAGGUGUACCAGGACGGAAUGCACCAGGAGGGAAUGCAGCUGGAGGGGGCACACCAGGAGGGAAUUCAGCUGGAGGGGGCACACCAGGAGGGACAGAUGAAGGAGCAAGAGAGCAAGGGAGAUGGCCCAGCCCUAAGCCCUCACAGCCGGCGGAAGUCCUGGAGGAGGUCGGCUCGAAUGAGGCGCUCGUUCCCCGCCCUGCCCAGCAGCACCCUUGCUCUGUCCAGGGCUAUCAGCCCCUCCCUGCCAGAGGAGGAGAGGCUGGAGAAGCUGAUGGAAGCCUCCAUGCAGCAGGCCCUGCUGAAGCUGCAGGAAUCUCUGCAGAGCACCCCAGGGGCCAGCCUGGACCGUCUGCAGGAGCAGGUGGAAACUGUUCAAAGGGAGUGGUGUCGUCUGGCACAGGAUAUCCGGGAGCAGGGACAAAGUGGGCCGUCCCAAACCAACACGGAGAGUGACCCUGGCAUGCAGAGGACAAUGGAUCAGAUCAGGAAGUCAAUCCACAGAUUACAGACAGAGUGCGGAUUGUGGGAUUCUCUUCUGCUCAGGCAUCGCAGCAAAGCAGACGAACUGGCCAGGCGUGUGGAGCAGGGGCGGGCAGAGGGCGUGGCCGUGGACGCUUCCUGUCUGGCUCAGUCCACACAGAGCCAGUUUAUCCUCAGUAAGCCAGACUACCACAGUGCCCUCCUCAGGCAGCAAACAGUACUACACAACAUGGAGCUAAUGAUGGACACUCAGUGUAAGAUGAUGAGGCAGUUGCUGUCCUUCCAGGAACAGUGUCACAUGCUGGUGAAAGAGACCAGCGGGAGAUUAGCCUCGAGUGCCGGUUUCCAGAUCCUCCCAUCGUCCCCCGUCCGGAAGCUCCUUGCAGGAUCUAACGGCUUCAAGCAUGACCCUUUGACCUCUGACACGGCAGGCCAUGCGCUGUUUCCAUGACAAUGGAGCAGAUCUGAGUUCCCUGUCUCUGCAUUUGCAUCAGACAGCAGGGCAGGGUGGUGUAUCGGGGCUAAAAAUCUGUACCUAUUUCUGCUUGCAGUGAAACCAUGAAGUCAGCCUUGGCUGAUCCUGCGUUUAAGGUCCUGUACUGUCAAUGUGGAUUUAGUAUAGAUUUUUUUUUGUGAAGACUAGCCUCUGUAAAUUUGGGGGGGGGGGGGGAGAAUAUUACACUAGAAUAUUGUGACUGCAACUGUAUGAUUUCUGUCUGUAUAUCUCAUUCUACUCAUCCUAACCUGGUAUAAAUCGUUUCUUAUCCAUUUAA
This is a messenger RNA of Anguilla anguilla (European eel), 2196 nucleotides long. RefSeq names its product putative mediator of RNA polymerase II transcription subunit 26. Bases 54 to 1874 code for a protein of 606 amino acids. The transcript is spliced from 12 exons. Gene Ontology annotation, biological process: mitotic sister chromatid segregation; cell division. NCBI's taxonomy places the organism in Eukaryota, Metazoa, Chordata, Actinopteri, Anguilliformes, Anguillidae. The record is from RefSeq and is a predicted model, not a curated record. Gene Ontology annotation, cellular component: MIS12/MIND type complex.